This is a messenger RNA of Peromyscus maniculatus bairdii (prairie deer mouse), 1623 nucleotides long. RefSeq names its product solute carrier family 10 member 2 (gene Slc10a2). Gene Ontology annotation, cellular component: apical plasma membrane. NCBI's taxonomy places the organism in Eukaryota, Metazoa, Chordata, Mammalia, Rodentia, Cricetidae. The record is from RefSeq and is a predicted model, not a curated record. Gene Ontology annotation, molecular function: bile acid:sodium symporter activity. Gene Ontology annotation, biological process: bile acid and bile salt transport.
GCUUCUGUGGACUUGGCCAUUUGAACAGCACAGCCAUGAUGGAUAAUACCUCCGUCUGUCCCCCCAAUGCAACUGUCUGCGAACGUGAUUCCUGCCUAGCACCCGAGAGCAACUUCAAUGCUGUUCUCAGUCUGGUGAUGAGCACUGUACUCACUAUCCUGCUGGCCCUGGUAAUGUUUUCUAUGGGGUGCAAUGUGGAAAUUCACAAGUUCCUGGGACACUUAAGACGGCCAUGGGGCAUCUUCGUGGGCUUCCUCUGUCAGUUUGGAAUCAUGCCUCUCACAGGCUUCAUCCUGUCUGUAGCCUUUGGCAUCCUCCCUAUACAAGCUGUGGUGGUGCUAAUUAUGGGCUGCUGCCCUGGAGGAACUGCUUCCAAUAUCCUGGCCUAUUGGGUAGAUGGCGACAUGGACCUCAGUGUCAGCAUGACCACUUGCUCCACACUGCUUGCCCUUGGAAUGAUGCCCCUUUGCCUCUUCAUCUACACCAAAACGUGGGUCGACUCAGGGACGAUUGUGAUUCCUUAUGAUAGCAUUGGCACUUCUCUGGUUGCUCUUGUUAUUCCUGUUUCCAUUGGAAUGUAUGUGAAUCACAAAUGGCCCCAAAAAGCAAAGAUCAUACUUAAAAUUGGAUCCAUCGCGGGUGCAAUUCUUAUUGUUCUCAUUGCUGUGGUUGGAGGAAUACUGUACCAAAGUGCCUGGAUCAUUGAACCUAAACUAUGGAUUGUAGGAACGAUAUUUCCUAUAGCUGGCUACUGCCUGGGGUUUUUCCUGGCUAGAAUAGCUGGACAACCCUGGUACAGGUGCCGAACAGUUGCCUUGGAAACUGGGAUGCAGAACACUCAGCUGUGUUCCACCAUUGUACAGCUCUCCUUCAGCCCUGAGGAACUCAACCUUGUGUUCACCUUCCCACUCAUCUAUAGCAUUUUCCAGAUCAUCUUUGCAGCGAUAUUAUUAGGAAUUUAUGUCGCAUACAAGAAAUGUCAUGGAAAAAAUAACACUGAGUUUCAAGAGAAAACAGACAAUGAAAUGGAGCCCAGGUCAUCAUUUCAUGAGACAAACAAAGGAUUUCAACCAGAUGAGAAGUAAAGGGACAAAAUAGAAAGCUUACUGAAAGCAUUCAAUAAACUACAACUACAAUUAUUUCCUUUGGUGGAAUGAUCAGCAGAAAAAAAAAUGUUAAAACUUAAAUUCAAAUUGAAAUUUGUUAUUUUUUGGUAUAAAGUGACUAGUGAUCCAUUUUUUAAUAUGACAAACAUCCAUCUGCGUGUGUGUGUGUGUGUGUGUGUGUGUGUGUGUGUCUAUGUGUCUGUGUAUGUAUGUGUACAUGAGUCAUUUCUCAGUAUCCACAGGAGACUGGUCACAGGAUAUCUUUUGAUACCAAAUUCACAGAAGCUUAAGCUUCUUUCAUAAAAUGUUAAAAUGUUUGCAAUUAUUUCUCAUAUACUUUAGAUCAAUAUUAAGUUACUUAAAAUAUUUAACAUGAUGUAAAUGCUAUGUAAAUAGUUGUUUUACUGUAUUGUUUAGGGAAUGACUUUUUUUUAAGUCUGUGAUAUUUUAUGUUCAGUACAGACAUAAUUUUUCCUGAUGUUUUUGGCAAAAGUAGGUUAUAAACAUAGAUGUCAAA